UCUCUCUCUCUCUCUCACACACUGAGCAGCUGACAGCAGUAGAAGGAGGCCAGUAGGUGUAUUUAUAGCAGAGGUUCUCUGAGUCGGACCGGUUCUGUCCCGGUUCUCCACUGCAGCGUCGCCAUGCCCGGCAGCCAGACCCGAAGCCGGCCCAGGGACCGGAAUAACAUUCUGAACCGCCCCGAGUUCUUGUCCCUGAACCAGCCGGUCCGCAGAGAAACCUCCGCCGGGGAGGGGCGGGCCAGGAGAACCGCCACGAGACGGCCGAGUCAGCAAGAUGAUGUCACGGCCAGGGGGUCCAGGGACUCCUCGGAAGGGGCCCCAUCAGGAGACGGGAUCCCGAAGGACGGAUCCCGGUGGCCCGAGCAGGAUUGCAUGCAGCUGAACCCGUCCUUCCGUGGCAUCGCCAUCAACUCCCUGCUCGCCAUCGACAUCAGCCUGUCCAGGCGUCUGGGCGUGUGCGUGGGGGCCCGCGGCCCUGGGGCCCCCAUGCGCCCCAUAGUGGCCCUGCUGGCCUUCUCUGGACACGCGCUGCCCUGGCUCUGCGGGACGCUGCUCUGCCUGUGGUGCAGCGACACGCUGGCGGGACAGGAAGUCCUGGUCAACCUGCUGCUGGCCCUGAUCCUGGACCUGAUGACCGUCGCUGGCGUCCAGAAGCUGGUGCAGCGCCGCGGCCCGUGGGACGCCCCCCCAGGGUUUCUGGACCGCGUCGCCCUGGACGCGUACUCGUUCCCCGCCGCCCACGCCAGCCGGGCCGUCGUGGUUUCCCGCUUCCUUCUGAACCACCUGGUGCUGGCGGUUCCCCUCCGGAUCCUGCUGUACCUGUGGGCCUUCCUGGUGGGCGUGUCCCGGGUCCUGCUGGGGAAGCAUCACCUGUCGGACGUCGGCUGCGGUUUUGCGCUCGGAUUCCUGCACUUCAGCCUGGUGGAGUCCGUCUGGCUCGACUCGGCCGCCUGUCAGGCGCUGCUGGCCAUCGGCUCUCUGCACUGGGCGCCACUGGUGUAGAGGGCGCCGGACUAAAACUGGAGCUGGACUGGAACCGGAACCAGAGCUGGACUGGAUCAGCCAGUUGGACAACUGUUUAACCCGAUGCUGGUGCGUUCACAUCAACAAUGUAAUGAUGACAAAACCUUCAUCCAAACAUUUCGUGCUUUAAUUGGUCCGUUUGUCUCCAGCGGUUCUCGGCUGCAGUAGUUUUCCCUCUUUUACUUUUUUCCAGAAAUGGAAUAAAGUCCGUUCUGCCGUCUAAAUGUUUCUCUGUGUGAAGCUGCUUUCUGCUUGUUCCCAUGACAACUUCUAACAUUUUUCUCUGAUUGUUUUCCACCAAAUCUCUCUGACCAUUUAAUAGUCAACAAUCAUAAAUCUGGUGAGUUGUAGACUCUAAAGCGUCGUCCUGCAGGUCAGACAUGUUGACUGUUUACAGGUUCCAUCAUAUCAAUGAACAAGUCUGACAUUCACACUGCGUGACAGAGGCGACCAACCAUGACCCCUGACCUCAAAAAUUAAUCCGGCGCCGCUGCUUGUGAUCUCCAUGGCAACCAUUCAGCUAUUAAUACACCUGGGUGGACCUAGCCCCGCCUUCGAGGUGCAGCUCCUCCCCCUCUCAGCUCCUUCAGACUAGCCAGCAGCAACUAGCAAACAGUUGUUGAGCUCGUUAGGAGCUGCUGGUAAAAACAUUAAAGGGUUAAUAGAGAAGCCAU
Gambusia affinis (western mosquitofish) is the source of this 1700-nucleotide messenger RNA. RefSeq names its product inactive phospholipid phosphatase 7-like. Lineage: Eukaryota; Metazoa; Chordata; Actinopteri; Cyprinodontiformes; Poeciliidae. Gene Ontology annotation, molecular function: sphingosine-1-phosphate phosphatase activity. Bases 124 to 1005 code for a protein of 293 amino acids. The record is from RefSeq and is a predicted model, not a curated record. The transcript is spliced from 4 exons. Gene Ontology annotation, cellular component: nuclear envelope.